CUUAUAGUAAUAAAACAAAAUAUGAUGCUUUAUAUCCAAAAAGUGAUUGCUUACAAAAAAACUAUUUAUUGGUCGAUAGGCCGAUAACAGGUGAUGAAGAUUGUUUGUAUUUAAAUUUAUAUAGACCCAAGGACAAACCUGACGUUAUGAUGCCUGUUUUGGUAUAUUUAUUUGGCGUAGGAUUUUUCUCAAAUUCAAAUUUACCAAAUACUACCGGUCCAUUUUAUAUAUUAGAUCACAACGAUACCAUAAUUAUAACGGUUAGCUAUCGUUUGGGUCCAUUUGGUUUUCUAGCAACUGAUGAUGGUGUCAUACCCGGAAAUUUAGGGUUAAAAGAUCAGAGUGAGGCCCUAAGAUGGGUAUUCAAACAUGCAGAUUCAUUUGGUGGCGAUCGUUUUCGUGUAACAUUAAUGGGACACAGUGCCGGAGCAGUGGCUGCUCAUAUGCACAUGUUUAGCAAGUUAUCGAGUCAUUUAUUUCAUGCCAUUAUAGCAAUAAGUGGUACGGCAAAUGUACCAUUUGCUAUCGACGAAAAUCCCACUCAAACGGCUAGAUUAACAGCUAAAUAUUGUAAUGUAUCUAACUGGGAUACUAUUAACACACAUGAAUUGAAAAAAGCUUUACAAGAGGUAGAUGCACAUACACUGCUUAAUGCCGGAGAUCAUUUAAAAUAUUGGGAUGUCGAUAAUUUGGUCAAUUAUAGACCAGUGAUUGAAGACGAGUCGCCUACCGCGUUCAUAACCAAACAUCCUAAAGAAUAUUUACGUACUGGCCGUUAUUCACCAGUACCCAUAUUGUUUGGACGAGUACCAAAUGAGGGCGGUAUACGGGUUGUUAGCAUAAUGGAAUCAGAGCAAUUAAAAAAUCAAUUCAAUAAUAACUUUACCAAUUUAUUGGCAAAUCUUCAGGAAUAUCCACACUAUUUCACUUCACCGCAGAUAACGAAUAAAACGGGUCUAAUAAUUAAAGAAUAUUUAAAUGAAAGUACAGUUUUAAAUGAUAAUACGAAGCAGGGUUUUAUGAAUCUGCUAACAGAUCGUCUCUUCUAUCAUCCUCUUUAUAAUGCCGUUAAAAUGUAUGUUAAUACUAUCAAUACAGUUAAGUAUCCAGUUUACAUGUACAGUUUCAAUUAUCCCGGAAUCUAUACAUUUGCCGAUAAAUUUGUCAAUCAUGACACCAAAAACAAAUACGGAAUAAUACACGGCGAUGAUUUUUUCUUUAUCUUUUCUACGCAAGCUUAUUUUCCCAUAUAUGCCCACAACUCAACCGAAGCAAAAGCUUUAAAUUUAUAUAUAGAGGAUUUGCUCUAUUUUGCUCACAAUAGAAAACCCAAACAUUCUGUGGAAAAAUGCAAUAAGGUAACAUUUUAUCCCGUUGAGGAUCGUAUAUGCCUGUAUAUGGAAUAUGUUAAAGGACAAUCUGGCGAAUUGAUUGUUAAAAUCACUGAUACAUUUGACACGAAACGUAUGAAAUUUUGGGAUGAUAUUUUGCAUGAAUAA
Molecule: messenger RNA, 1499 nt
Organism: Lucilia cuprina (Australian sheep blowfly)
Lineage: Eukaryota; Metazoa; Arthropoda; Insecta; Diptera; Calliphoridae
Product: juvenile hormone esterase-like
Exons: 4
Coding region: 147-1499 (450 amino acids)
Source: RefSeq, a predicted model, not a curated record